AGGAGUGGUUAAUUUUCCCCCUUUUCAAAAUUCGUUAUUCGCUCUCACGAUCGAUAUCUCUCGCCCUAAUUCUUCACAUCUCAGGCAUGGAUUAUUUCUCUCUUUCAAUCAAUCAUUUUCGACCUAAUUAGGGUUUCUGGCAAGUCAAUCAACCAUUCAAAUUCGAUAAUUCAGAGUGUUCAAGAUUAGGGUUCCAAGCUUUUUACAGAGAUUGGAGUCACAUUCAAUGUCUGCUUCAACAGUUUCAAUCACGGCCAACCCCUCUGCGAGGCGGAGACCCGUGGUGGUCGGAGACAAGAAGUCCGGCAUAGAAUUGGUGGCUACUGACGGCGUUGCCGCCGCCACAAGCGACAAGAUUUCAAACGGGAAAGAUCUCAGCCACUCAAUUAGAGGCGAAGUAGUUCUGGAGAGAUCAAGAGACGUGGUUCAAGUCAAGAAAGCUUUGCCCAAUUCAGACACCGCAUUACCUUCUCGCCGCACCAAUCGAAAGGGGGUUUCGAAGACCCAGAAACCCCUCUGGCAAACUAUCAUCAGUGCCUCCACCAAGAACUUUUUGCUUCUUCUCGUGCUUCUGGGUUUGGUUCAGAUGAUCCGUAGAUUGUUGGCUAAUCCUGCAACCAUCUCUCCCAUUACUUCUUCUACGGAAUUUGAGCGUCGAAUCGCCGAAGUGGAGGGUCUGUUGGUGACUACUACGAAGAUGAUGAGGGUUGAAGUGGACUUGGUGGAUCAAAAGAUUCUGAAUCAAAUCGGAGGUCUGAGAACGGAAUUAAAUAAGAAAAUUGAGGAUAAAGGCGUGGAAUUGGAAACUGGGUUGAAGAAUUUGGAGGAUAGAACUGAGAGUUUGGAGAACUCAUUGGGUGAAUUGAAGUUGACCGAGUGGUUAUCGAAGGAAGACUUUGUUAAAUUUCUUAAUGAGUUCAAGAAGGCUAAGGGUCUUGAUCAUGGAUACACUGAUUUGAACCUAGAUGAGAUGAGAGCGUUUGCGAGGGAGAUAGUUGAGAAAGAAUUUGAGAAGCAUUCUGCUGAUGGGUUGGGUAGGGUAGACUAUGCACUAGCAUCUGGUGGGGCUAUGAUUGUGAAGCAUUCUGAGCCGUACACUGUUGGGAAGGCAGGCAACUGGUUUUACACUGCUAACCGAAAUGGAGUUCAUAAUGAUGCGGAGAAGAUGCUUAGUCCCAGUUUUGGAGAGCCUGGUCAUUGUUUUCCUUUAAAAGGAAGCAGUGGUUUUGUGCAGAUCAAGCUUAGAACUGCCAUUGUCCCAGAGGCUGUAACUUUGGAACAUGUUGCCAAGAGUGUUGCGUACGACCGGUCGAGCGCUCCCAAGGACUGCAGGGUUUCCGGAUGGCUGCAGCAAGGGCGUGAUCCUAUUGAUCAAGUGGUUGAUACAGAGAAUAUGUUUGUUUUGUUGGAGUUUACCUAUGACCUUGAUAAGAGCCAUGCUCAAACUUUCAACGUGUUGGACUCGUCUGCCUCUAGCAUUGUUAAUAUGAUCAGGCUUGAUUUCACAUCCAACCAUGGAAGUCCAUCUCAUACUUGUAUCUAUCGCUUGAGGGUGCACGGUUACGAACCCAGUUCUGUCUCGAUGCUGGCAAUUUAAUCUUCAAUAUCUCAACGCUGCUGUGUAUUGGAUGGAUCAUUGUCCCUCUAGUUCUUUAAUUGUUGCUUUUGUAAUUUUUUUUCCCUUCUAUGUUAGGUACUUGUUUUAUUUUUUGUUUUUGGUUUUGGUUUUAAACUAUGAUCUUUGAUCAGAUACUAAAUUUUAGUGUGUGUUCUCGGACUGCUUAUCAGAUGGAUCUGUUUUUUAAAAAUGGGGGAUGUUACUCUCCCAUUGUAGGAGAAAAAACAAGUAAUAUUAGGAAAGCUUCCAAAUUAUUGAUGUUUUUAUUUAUUUAUUUA
Messenger RNA from Camellia sinensis, 1896 nucleotides. RefSeq names its product SUN domain-containing protein 1. Gene Ontology annotation, molecular function: protein-membrane adaptor activity. NCBI's taxonomy places the organism in Eukaryota, Viridiplantae, Streptophyta, Magnoliopsida, Ericales, Theaceae. Gene Ontology annotation, cellular component: nuclear envelope. The record is from RefSeq and is a predicted model, not a curated record.